Molecule: messenger RNA, 747 nt
Organism: Eremothecium sinecaudum
Lineage: Eukaryota; Fungi; Ascomycota; Saccharomycetes; Saccharomycetales; Saccharomycetaceae
Gene: TEM1
Product: Ras family GTPase TEM1
Exons: 1
Coding region: 1-747 (248 amino acids)
Biological process (GO): regulation of exit from mitosis
Cellular component (GO): spindle pole body
Molecular function (GO): GTP binding; GTPase activity
Source: RefSeq, a predicted model, not a curated record
AUGGUCGGUGAAAGUGGAAUUCCUCAGCCGAAGAAUGAGGUAAAGAUUAAGAUAGGACUCAUCGGAGAUGCACAGGUAGGUAAAACUUCACUGAUGGUGAAAUACGUCCAAAAUGUGUUUGAUGAAGAAUAUACACAAACUUUAGGAGUGCACUAUUUGGAGAGAAAGAUCAAUUUGGGAUCCACGGAUGUGAUUUUUUCAAUUAUGGAUCUCGGUGGACAAAGGGAGUUUAUUAACAUGUUGCCUCUAGUGUCGAACAGGGCAGUAGCGAUAAUAUUUCUGUUUGACCUAACACGACCAGAAACUCUUACAUCGAUCCGGGAGUGGUUCAGACAGGCCAGAGGGUUUAAUGACACUGCGAUUCCGCUACUUGUGGGGACGAAAUAUGAUCUUUUCAUAAACCUGGAUGCCUCAUAUCAGGAAGAGAUAUCUAAAACCAGCAUGCGUUAUGCACAGGCGAUGGGAGCUCCACUGGUUUUUUGCUCUACUGCAUCUUCUAUUAAUGUACAAAAGAUUUUCAAGGUUAUCAUAGCCAAGGCCUUCCGAUUGACGCUGCGAAUUCCGGAAAUUAGGGAUAUCGGUGACCCUUUACUUAUUUACAAGUCGCUGGGUAACUCUGUUCCAAAGCGAGAUGCAGCAGGGACGGUUAUGGCGGCUUCAUCGGGUUAUAGCCCGACGUCGGCGACAGUCGAACAGGGACAGUAUCGUCAGUCGGAGCGCGCACAACACACGGCAUCUGAGCAAUAA